AUGUCGCCGACGAGUCGAAGUCCACGAAAACGAUUAUUGGAAAAUGGUGUGAAAUCGGAGAAAUCAAUGUCGCCGUAUCGAUUGCGCGAGACGUCCAAACUGCCAUCAAGAUAUCGAGACGACGAGAAUUUCGAGGUGACCACGCCGAAAUCCAAGAAAACGCCGAAAAAAUCGCCACAUAAACGAAGUGUCGGAAAAGAGUCGCCCCCGCAUGAGAAUGAGGAUCAAUCGACGUCGAGCUCCGGCUCUGAGCGCCUUCAUCACGAGGAGAAGCGUUCCGUGGCUCGAAGAGCACUUCACGUUUCUCCGAAAAAAGAGGCGAUGCCCUAUUUGGUGCCAUCGCAAAAUAUUAUCGUUGGCGAAGAGGAGGAAGUCGGGCUUGAGAAGAAUGUCGGCGGCGAUAUUACGUUAAAAUUAGCACCUCAAACUAGCGAAUGGAUGGAUAUGCAGAGUUUUUAUGGAUUGUUCUCAACGGAUACUGAAAGAGACGCGAUUAUAGACAAAUUCUCCAGAUAUAAAACGGAGCACUCACUCGGCGAAAUAAUGCGAAUCAAUUUGAAAAAAAUGCACAAUAUGUUGCGAUAUCGCAAAACGCGUCAAUGGAUUCAUUGCGAGUUCUUCUAUUCGGGUGUCGACGAGCAAAUAUUUCUCGGUGAAAACGAGUUUGUCAAUAUUCUAAAAGACAUGUUCCCAAAUCUGAAAACCUAUCUUCUCAAUAAAACCGAAUGGCGGACGAUUCGGCGAUUAAUGGGCAAACCGCGUCGAUGCUCCGACACGUUUUUCGAGGAAGAACGACAGUAUUUGGAGAUGAAGCGCUCCAGAAUUCGAAGUGUCUACGCUGGAACGUAUUUGAAUGACCCAACCAUUGAUCUCAAAGAUCUUCCAUCGAAGCUUCCGAGGCCAUUGAUUGUCGGCAAUCGAGUUUACGCUCGAGUUCGGAAUCCGAGAGACGGCAUCUAUAUUGGAACGAUUGACGCGCUGCUGCCGAAAGGCUAUCGUGUGGUUUUCGAUAAUCGCGAUGUGCCGCCUACAAUCAUUCCUGAUCAUGAGGUCAUGCUCGACGGCGAGCCUGAACUUUGGAGUAUUGCUUAUUUCAUCGAGCAGGCCAACUCGAAGCUUCCUAACGGGGUCCGGCCGUUUGUUUCGGCAGUUCGAGACAUCAAUCGUCCGAAUUUGCUCAAAGAUGAGCUUGUGGCUCGAUCGCACGCCGAAUUUAAUGGUCCGUUGGAGGGUCCUGACGAUUUUCGACUUGUCAAUAAAAAAUCGGAAAUGGUUGGAAAUUUUCCGCUAAAAUUUCUAGUCAUUUUGAUGAAACUAACGAAAUUGGUGGAGCUCAAAAAGAAUCUUGUGAAGCAGCUAUCGGAUUUGAACACGGACGCCGAAGUUGGCAAUCUGCAUACGUCGAAAUAUCCGCAGGCGUUUAAGGAAAAAUACGCGCAAGUGAUUAUUGAUUUGGAGCACAUCAAUCAGCACAUUGAUACGAAUUUGCAAGGAAUUCAGGAGCAUAGCACAUAUUAUAUGGCAUCAAAUGAGCUCCUUAAUGUUGGGCCUGAGGCCGUUCGGAGGAUGUGUUUACAGCACGCUGGACGUUUUGUGGAGCAUUGUAAUCAAGGACUUAAUGUGGAGAAUGGGCGAGCUUUGACGCUGAUUCAGAGUCUGACAGCGGUUUUGUUGCAGGUUCGACAAAUGGGAAAUUCGAAGAUUUCGGCGCUUGACUUGCAGGCACUCAGCGAAUCGAUGAGCUCGAUUCGGAAUCAGAUCUCGCCGCGAAAUGCCGCCUACUUCCAAGACUAUGUCGAGGUGCACAUGAAGCAAUUCCACGCGAUCAUGAUCGAGGACGGUGCGAUUCGUUCGGAGGUCCUGCGACGAUGA
This is a messenger RNA of Caenorhabditis bovis, 1872 nucleotides long. The record is from the annotation of a GenBank genome assembly. Lineage: Eukaryota; Metazoa; Nematoda; Chromadorea; Rhabditida; Rhabditidae.